CAUUAAUCAAAACAGAUAAACGAGUCACUUCAGUGAAGUUCAGCAUCAUGUCCGCGAGUGAUUUAAAAAUAGCUGUAGUCGGUGCAGGCGUAGUCGGUGCUACUACGGCCUGGGAAUUGAAAAAACGCUACAAAAAUGCCAGAAUCGAAAUUGUAGCCGAUCGGUUUUACGAAGAUACGACCAGUUAUGUGGCUGCUGGAAUUUUUCGGCCUGGAGGAAGCUUUUGUGGACCUAGUGAUGAGAUUACUGAAAAAUGGAUGAAAGACUCGUACGAGUACUGGGACAACUUAAGAAAAUCAAAAGAAGGCAUAAAAGCUGGAGUCAUCGAGCUUUCAGGAUAUAUAUUUUCCAGCAGCUUUCCACAAAACGUUAGGAAUCGAUUCAUGGAAAAAGUAUGUCCAGUUUACCGAGCAGCUACAAAAGAAGAGCUCGAUUUAUGUCCAGGAGAUUGGAAAUAUGGCUCCUACUUUACCACACUGCUGACGCAAACAUCAUUUUUCAUCCCUUGGACUAUAAAUAAGUUCGAACAAGAUGGAGGUUUAUUGAAACACCAAAAAAUUGAUUCUCUAGAAAAACUAGCACUGGAUUAUGAUGUUGUAGUAAAUUGUAGCGGACUUGGUGCAAAAUUCCUAUGCAAUGACCAUCACAUGGUACCUAUAAGGGGACAAGUCAUAAAGGUGAAAGCUCCAUGGAUAAAAACCUUUUUCUACGGCGACGUGGACACCUACAUCCUUCCAGGCCUGGAUUCAGUAACUCUUGGGGGCUGUAGACAAUACGAAUCUUGGGAUUUAAAUUUCAACAAGUACGACGCAAUGAAAAUCAUGGAUCAAUGCGAGGCGAUGGUACCGAGUCUUCGAGGUGCCGAAGUACUGGGACACAAAGUCGGAUUGAGGCCUCAUCGGAGCGUUGUCCGAGUUGAGAAGGAAAUUAAAAGUUUCGACGGUAAGAGGGUGAAAAUCGUGCACAAUUAUGGACACGGUGGAUAUGGAGUGACUGCUGCGCCUGGGACGUCUUUGCGUGCCUGCAAUUUGGUGCAAGAAGUUUUGUCGGGGAAUAGCAAAUUGUAGAUUAUAUUGAUAAAUAAAUAGAUUUUGAAAUACAUUUGGUUGAAAAUGGC
This is a messenger RNA of Ceutorhynchus assimilis (cabbage seed weevil), 1117 nucleotides long. NCBI's taxonomy places the organism in Eukaryota, Metazoa, Arthropoda, Insecta, Coleoptera, Curculionidae. The record is from the annotation of a GenBank genome assembly.